This is a messenger RNA of Gamsiella multidivaricata, 2147 nucleotides long. RefSeq lists its product as uncharacterized. Bases 309 to 2003 code for a protein of 564 amino acids. Gene Ontology annotation, biological process: mRNA splicing, via spliceosome. Gene Ontology annotation, cellular component: ASAP complex; nucleoplasm; cytoplasm. The record is from RefSeq and is a predicted model, not a curated record. The transcript has 5 exons. Gene Ontology annotation, molecular function: RNA binding. Lineage: Eukaryota; Fungi; Mortierellomycota; Mortierellomycetes; Mortierellales; Mortierellaceae.
GCGUGAUGAUUGAAUGAGUCCAGGAACGGAGGAACAAAAGCUCAAGACCUUCAAGUCCGCAACUCGCCCACUUCCUUUCCCUCGCUCCUUUGUCCUGUUCACUCCACCUCUCUUUCGCUUUCUCCUCUUCACCUCCCCGACUCUCUGUGUUCGAGUAUCGCCUCUUUACUCCGUUACCUUCCUACACUUGGGAAGCUCUUUUUCCACCCAACUCUCUACUCUCUUUCUCUCUCUGAGAGGCGCUCGACUCUCGGUAUCAACCACAAGUACUGUUCUUUAAAGGAGAAAAGCAACCGAAAGCACUCAACAUGGAAGAAAAGCUGCAGGAAAAGUUUGCUCUUGUGCAGCAGAUGAAGAGGGAAAAGGAGCUUAAAGAGGCAAAGGCAAGAGAAUCUCAACCCUUUGAUAUCUUUGCGAUCGCAGGAGUCACUCUACCAAGCAGCGGCUUGGGUGGACUCAACAUGACCAUUCGCCACGAUGGACCCUCCGCUGCUGGAGCGACAAUUGGCUCGGUUAAGCGACCACGCAAAGACAGGACCAGCUUGAUGAACAACGAGAUAGCAGGGUCCAGCCGACAAAGGCCGUCCUCCGCUGCAGACGGCACCGCUGGUGGUGAUCGUCCAGAGGACACCGCGAGUAGCCAGAACACAAAGUUGAAGCGAUCAUCCAUGGCGGCCAACCCAAACGAUUCACAGGAUUCUGCUCGUUCAAGAGGUACUGGACGCAACAACACAUCCCUGGACUCCUCGCAUGGAUCUGCCAUUGUUCAACAAUUUUCACAAGAUUCGUCUCCUCUCGAGCCAGCUACCAGGAACAGUAACAGGAGUUCCAGUACGGCGACUCCACCCACACCCAUCCCUUCGCCCAAAACGGACAGCAGUAGUCGGCGCAACUCGGGAUCGGCCUCGCCUACCAAGAUGCUGGCCAAAGACAUGACCCACAACGUGCAAAGCCGGUCGGGAAGCGUUGAUGAGAAUGAAGAAAUGGUGGUCGAUAUGUUUGGGCGUUCGGUCCCUCGGUCGAGACAUCAUUCCUCAGACGAAGGGUCGGACUCCGAAAGCGAGAGCGCUCAUCCUCGCCGAAGACGCAAGCGAAAUGAGGAAGAUGAGAUGGAUCGUUAUCGACCUUCCUACCGUUCUGGCAGAUAUGGUUCCAGGUCCCGAUCCCGUUCUCGAUCCCGUUCCCGGUCACGCUCACCUGGCCGUCGCCAAUACUAUCGGAGGUCUCGAUCGCGUUCUGUCAGUCCUUACUACCCACACUCCAGAGAUGGCGGGGAUCGGCGACGAAGGAUCGGCGGGCGACGUGGCGGAGACAGAGACGGUCGUGAUCGUCAUUCUGGCGAUGAAAUGCCUGUGAAUCCAGCAGCAGAGGCGGAUCCUUACCUGGCGGCGAGUCGCUAUUUGGAUACUGCAUUCUACCCCACCAAGAUCUAUGUCGGAAAUCUACCCAGCUCGGUUUCCUUGACCAGCUUACGAACAUUGUUUGCACCAUUUGGCGACAUCGAGGACAUGAAUCUGGUCGAGGGCAAGGAUUUUGGAUUCGUGACCUAUGUCGAACCAACAGCAGCUCAUCAGGCACUGAUCAAAAUGAACAGCGCCAUGAUCGAUGGAACCUAUAUCCGUGUGAACAGGGCCAAGAUCCCAGAGCGGAACCGCCGUGGGUUUGCUGGCGUGGCAUGGAUGGAUGAGGACGGCGAACUUGCGAGACUGGAGGAGGAGCAGCAUCAGCAGGCGGCAGCCAUUGCUGGUGGACUGACUACUGGCUCUGGAAGUCAACACAGGGCACCAGGAGACGGUAUGGCGACGCUCGACCAAUCUCUCGAGGAGUCAUCUCCUGUAUCUGUUCGCCCAGUUCAUCAACUCCCAGCCAGACCUCGCUCGCCCAAGCUGCCACCCAAACCGACUGGUGCUGCCCUGUACCCGCCCACAGGCACGGACCCUCGUGCCGCCAUGGCUGCCAGUCGCGGAGCGGGACGACAGAUUUUACGAUACGACGACCUUUAGAUUUACGAUGCUGACCUGUACUAUUUACUUAACGGGAUCAUCAGGAGAUGAAGCAUGUCCCAUCUGUAACAUUAUCAACCACACACGAAUGCAUUUAUGCUCAUCGAGAUCAAAAGGUUUGUAUUUUACAAAAUAAAAAAAAAG